Molecule: messenger RNA, 1116 nt
Organism: Haliotis rubra (blacklip abalone)
Lineage: Eukaryota; Metazoa; Mollusca; Gastropoda; Lepetellida; Haliotidae
Product: macrophage mannose receptor 1-like
Exons: 3
Coding region: 244-1047 (267 amino acids)
Molecular function (GO): signaling receptor activity
Source: RefSeq, a predicted model, not a curated record
UAUCAUUCCAUUUCAAACAAUCACGAUAAUUCAUCCCGUCAUUAAAUGGGCACCACUCACACACUGCAUGAUGCCCUCACUAAUAAGUUGGAUACGUGCUGUGACCUAGUUUAACUACUUUGCUACCUCCUGUCAUUAGAUAUGUCCCUCUCUCAUAAUAGCUUAUAAUUACAAUCAAAGUGACAUUCAGACCCAGGCAAGUAAGUCCAGAUAUUAACAUCACAACUACAUAGAGUAGUCACGAUGAAGAGAGCCAUGUUCCACGGUGUAGCUGCAGUUUUAUACUUCAUGAUCAUAGUGAAGCUUCAUGCCAUAGAGCAUAAAGAAAACAACACAGACACGUGUAUUUUGAGCUUAAAAGAGAACACAAAACGCGUUCGGUCGAAAGUGAUAAAAAGGUUGACGGAAGAGAUAAAAGAGGAAUUUAAGAAUCAGUUCAAGCAACUUGAGCUUCUAAAGAAAGAGAUUCUUCUGGAGAGGGCACGUCAGCGGGUGAUAGAGGAGAAGGUGGAUGUGUCCUAUGAGGGAGUUCAGAAAUUCGAGGCUGCUCUCUCACAAUGCGCUAUGAUUACAACAGUCUCUAUCACAGCCGCAAACACAACAACCUCCACCACCACCACGACCACAGUAAAACCAAAGGUGUGUGCUGCUGGCUUUGUGAAGUUUGAAGACCACUGUUACAUACUGGAGCUGGAUAAAACCAGUUGGGCUUCUGCAAGAAGUAGAUGUCGAGUGCUUGGUGCUGACCUCGUCUCUAUCAAUACGGAAGCUGAGAACGACUUUCUGCUGGAGAAAAUAAAGGAAUACUACCCGCCUGGCCAGAAAACUUCUGCAUAUUUCUGGAUGGGGAUGAUAUAUGCGGGCGGAAAAUACAUGUGGGCUGACGGCACAGAGGUAGGCUUCAAUGACUUUACCUCAGGAGAACCGAACUGUAUGGAUGAUGGGAGGUGUAAAGCAUUGAUUUCAACAUACCAGUCUGUUUACAAGUGGAAGGAUGCAGGAACUGAUUUUGACUUCUACUACAUAUGCGAGAAGGAUGCGUCCUAGACACAAAAUUUCUCUCUUCAUGUAGUGUGUUCUACUUCAAACCCAAAGCAAAUAAACAAUUUCGUUUUC